Molecule: messenger RNA, 2832 nt
Organism: Elaeis guineensis (African oil palm)
Lineage: Eukaryota; Viridiplantae; Streptophyta; Magnoliopsida; Arecales; Arecaceae
Molecular function (GO): protein binding
Source: RefSeq, a predicted model, not a curated record
CACCUCCCAUCAUUUUCAGUUAGACAGGUUUAAAGGAAGGGAAAGGGAGGAGAUACAUAAACCAAGGAGUGAGACAUUGAGAGGUUUUGUGACACCUCACACAUUCCCAUGCACACACUACCCCACACUUCUCUUUCCAUCUCUCUAUACUUCCCCUUUGGCCACCAUGUCUGUGCUCUAUGUUAUCUGCGGUAAUGCUCACUCUCCCAUGAAUUAUAUCGCUCCACGGCUAUAAACGUUCCUCUAAGGGUUACCCGAGAGCUUAGCCUCUGUACCCCUCUGGCCUAUCUGUUAUCUUUCGAAAGGUAGUUUCUUGGGUCUUUUCUCCUUCUUAUUUCCUUUGCGAUGUUUUCACACCACCAUCUGUGUCUUGUUGGUUGACACAGUAGUUAGGACGUGAUAGCACCCAUCUUUUCUUGUCCAUCAGAUACUGAUGUCUUAUAUCUCACUUGCCUCGCUCAAGUCCUCUUGACACUUCCUCUCUCUCUCUUUCUUUCCUACCAAUCUUAUCAAUGACAAGAGGGUGUUGAGAACUGCGGUUUGGAGGGUUAGGGUGCUUUCUUCUUCAUUAUUGGUAGUGCUCGAGGAGGAGAUAGGAUCACUGGGUAUGGACGUGAUGAAGAGGAGGAAGGCGAUGUGGCUCUACCCAAAGGUGGUGGGCUUCAAUCCUCCUGAGAGAUGGGGGCACUCGGCCUGUUUCUUUGAAGGGGUUGUUUAUGUUUUUGGGGGCUGUUGCGGUGGAUUACAUUUUAGUGAUGUCCUCACUCUUGAUCUAGAUACCAUGGCCUGGAGCUCCCUUGUUACAACUGGUCAAAAACCUGGAAACCGAGACAGCCACAGCACGGCACUCGUAGGGCACAAGAUGGUGGUAUUAGGAGGUACAAAUGGUUCGAGGAAGGUGAAUGAUCUUCAUAUAUUAGAUUUGCGGACAAAGGAAUGGAGCAAACCCAAUUACAAAGGCACCCCACCUUCACCUCGUGAAAGCCACACUGCCACAUUGGUAGGAGAUGAUAAACUAGUUAUAUUUGGAGGAAGUGGAGAAGGGGAAGCAAAUUACUUGAAUGAUGUUCAUAUACUGGACUUGAAGAGCAUGACAUGGACUUCUCCGGAAGUGAAAGGUGAUAGACCUGCUCCAAGAGAUAGCCACACUGCAGUUGCAGUUGGCAAUAAGCUUCUUAUGUAUGGUGGUGAUUGCGGUGAUCGUUAUCAUGGAGAAGUUGAUGUAUUUGAUAUGGACACAAUGACUUGGUCAAGGUUGGCUGUUCAAGGAUCUUCACCUGGAGUCCGAGCAGGCCAUGCAGCAGUUAAUAUUGGGACUAAGGUCUGCAUUAUAGGGGGAGUAGGUGAUAAACAAUAUUAUAGUGAUGUUUGGGUUCUCGACUUGGGCACUUGUUUAUGGGCACAACUUGAUAUAUGUGGCCAACAACCACAAGGGCGGUUUUCUCAUACUGCUGUAGUCACUGGCACUGAUAUUGCUAUAUAUGGAGGUUGCGGGGAGGAUGAACGCCCUCUCAAUGAGGUACUGAUUUUGCAGUUAGGGUCUGAGCACCCUAACGGUCGUUACAACAUUUCCAUGUGCAAAAUUUUUGGUAACCACUGGAAUCAAGAAAAGCGGAAAUUUUUUAGAGGAACAGAAAAUUUGAAAAAUGUGGUUCUGAAAAGUGGAGAACUUUGUCAGCAAUCUCGUGAAGUGGAGGCAGAACCAAGGAACUCUCUUUUACGUGGUUUGGAUAAUAUGAAAGCAAAAAGGAGGAAAACUGGAGAUGCUAGAGUGUGGGAAAUUGAAUCAGAACAGGAAGAACAUUCUCUGUCGCUUUCUCAGCACUCAUCUCCUUCACUAUCCGAUCAAGAGCAAAAUACCAUCAAGAAAUUGUCGACUUCUGCCAAUGACUCCAUUCGACCCUCUCAACAAGUUGUUCACCACAAGCUACAUCAUCAGAGGGAGCCGUUAAAUGGUGUUCAAAGGACUAUUUUGGAUGGACAUAUAUCCGGUGGAGAAUCCCCAAGACAGCCAAAGACAACACAAUUUCUUCAUGCUUUUCCGGAAGCAAGGCAAGAAGUUCAAUUUCUAGCUGUAGAUCAAAAGCCACAGCCAAGGCCUGCUGUUCUUCCAUUGAUUGGAGCUGAGGUUCAUGGCAUGGUGGAUGGAGCAUUUGACUCGGGGUACCUUAUGACUGCUUAUGUUAAUGGCCAGAUUCUCAGAGGUGUCUUGUUUGCUCCCGGACCAGGUGUAGCAGCUUCAAGGCCUGCAGUACAUUCUCAGUGUCUAACAGGCUCCACUGCUGUUUCACAGCAUUGUUCAACUGCUCCCACUCAUGCUCUUCCCAUCCAUAGCAGGCAACAUCCACAACCGACCACCUUUGUGCUGCCUGAAUGCAGGCAUCAUGGGCGGCAGACGCACCGAGACAAAGCCCAACCAGCAAAGCUUAACAGUGAUCUACAAGGUGUUGUCCUGACUCUGGGAGGACCUGGGGGAGGCAGUGGACCUUAGAACUGAACUACAACACUCGUGAAGUCUUUUUGAAUUGACGUGUACUGUAAAUUCUAAUAUUGGAAAUAAGAAUAGAAGUUUUUGAGUUGUUUAGCUUUAGGAUUUGUUGUUGCAGUUGGUUUUGUUCCUUUGCCCUUGUUCCCUUUCUGCAGGGCAUCCUUGGCGUUUUAUUGUUAAUCUUACAUAUAAAUAUUGAUUUGGAUGUAGUUUGCUUGCGAGCGAUCGGCUGGUGUUUGGUCAAUUGGUUUGCAGUCAUUUUGUGAUGGCCAAUCUAAUAAGUUGUACCUGACUGAUUGUUAUAAGCUUUUAUCUGUGAGUGCUACCAUUAGCUGCGGUUAUUA